AUGGCACUUAGACUAGGAAUAAACGGGUUUGGCAGAAUUGGAAGACUUGCAUUGAGGGCAUCGUUAUCUAAACCUGAAGCAUCAGUAGUUGCAAUAAAUGAUCCUUUUAUGGAUAUCCAGUACAUGGCUUAUCUCUUCAAAUAUGAUUCUGUUCAUGGCCAAUAUCCGGGCUCAGUCACUACAAAUGGUAGCAAUCUUGUUAUUGAUGGCCGUGAAAUUCGCUUUCUCACUGAAAAGGAUCCUGCAAAAGUAGCAUGGAAAGACAAUGGUGUAUCUCAUGUUCUAGAAUGCUCAGGAGCAUUCACAACUCUUGAAAAAUGCUCUUUGCACCUCCAAGGUGGUGCUCAAAAAGUAAUCCUUUCAGCUCCCCCAAAAGACGACAUCCCGAUGUUUGUUAUGGGUGUAAAUCAUAAAAAAAUGCAUAUUUUUCAUAUAUUUUUGCCUAAAAUGAUUUAAACUUAACUAAAGCUUUUGCAAAGAUGCGUAUAAAAAAUGCACCCAUCUAAAUCAUAAAAAAUACACCCCAAAUCUCAAUGUGAUUUCCAAUGCAUCUUGCACUACAAAUUGUUUAGCACCUCUUGCUAAAGUCGUCAACGAUACUUUUGGAAUCCAAGAGGCAUUAAUGACAACUGUUCAUUCAAUCACUAUUAAUCAGCUAACUGUAGAUGGCCCUUCAAAAGGAGGAAAAGAUUAUAGAGCAGGCAGAGCUGCUGGUAUGAACAUUAUCCCUAACACUACAGGAGCGGCAAAAGCUGUAGGAAAAGUAAUCCCCGAACUUAAAGGAAAAAUCAAUGGCAUGGCUUUUAGAGUCCCAACAACUGAUGUAUCAGUUGUCGAUUUGACUGUGAAAAUCAAUAAAUCAGCCACUUAUGAUGAAGUUGUUAAUGCUGUCAGAGAAGCUUCUCAAGGAGAAAUGAGAGGCAUUAUUGGGGUAACUGAAGACCAAGUUGUCAGCUCUGACUUUGUGCAUGACUCUAGGUCAAGCAUUUUAGACGUAAAAGCAGGAAUGCAGUUGAAUCCAAACUUCUUGAAAUUAAUUUCCUGGUACGAUAACGAAUGGGGAUACUCAAAUAGGCUUGUUGAUCUAGCUAUUUAUACAGAACAAGCCAAGAAUAAAUAA
Molecule: messenger RNA, 1120 nt
Organism: Blepharisma stoltei
Lineage: Eukaryota; Ciliophora; Heterotrichea; Heterotrichida; Blepharismidae
Source: the annotation of a GenBank genome assembly